UCAACUAGGGGAAUGAUAAAGAAUAGUACCAAAGUAUGUAAACUUUAAAUAAAUAAACAUAAUGCUUCGGUGAUGUAUUUUUAAUGUUAUAAUGAUAGUCGCCAUAAUAAUGUAAAUUAUACAUUAUGUUACACAUUACUAUCAAAGUGAACAAGAAUAGAGAAUUAAAAGAUAUAUACUGAAAUAUAAGAAUCUGUAAUAAACUUUAAUAAUUUUUGAUUUGAUUUUUAGUUAUUUUACAAUUUACACAUAAUGUUAGUAUGGUGUUUGAUGUUUGUUGUUUUUAUUAAUUGUUAAAGAUGUGUAAUGAAUUAUAACCAUUUUCCUAUUAUUUUAUUUUUUUUAAUUUCAAAUUACUUUAUUUUUUGUAAAUUUAAAACUGAAAAUGAUUCAAUUCCACCUUCGUUGUUGGAAUCAGUUGAGAAUGCACGAACUAACCUCAAAGAGUUUCAGGAACUAUAUAAGCUCACCAGGGGUGAGAUCUUGAAGUUUAGUGACCUUAUCAAAAACAUCCCAAACCACGAUUCAUACACACAUAAUAGGUUUACACAGGUCUCUGAACCUGCUAAUGAGGCUAAAAUAAGGGAAAGUUUAUAUGUAACUCAGUUGAAGAGAUCACGUCCACAAUCAACUGUUUCAAUAGACGUUAAAGAGAAUGUGGAAGAUGUUGUUAGAAACUCAACUGAUUUAAACUCUUUCACUGAAGAUCCUUAUGAAAAUUAUUUUGAAAAUGAGCUUGAGAGGAUGGAAUCUGAGCUUUCUUCAAAAAUAAGACUUAAAUCUAUAUCCGAUAGCCUUAAUUCACUGGGCGAAGAGGUUGAAAGACUAAUGACGCCUAAAGAUUCCACUAAAAAACACAUAGCCAAAAAAUCAAAAAAAGAGGAAUCUGUUGGUAAAUUAGUUUGUGAGGGAUCAAAUUACUCAUAACCUUAUAAUUGCAAUUUAAUAUUAUCAUUUUACUAA
This is a messenger RNA of Theileria parva strain Muguga, 963 nucleotides long. RefSeq lists its product as uncharacterized. The transcript has 9 exons. The record is from RefSeq and is a predicted model, not a curated record. NCBI's taxonomy places the organism in Eukaryota, Apicomplexa, Aconoidasida, Piroplasmida, Theileriidae. The coding region runs from base 307 to 927 and encodes 206 amino acids.